AUGAGCAAGUCUGGUAAUGGCGGCAAGAAUGGUUCUAGAAACCCUUCAACGAAUAAUACAUCAAAUCCCUCGUCUCUGGAUGAUUCCUAUGAAUUAACACCCACAGACGUAGCAUACGUAGACAAGACGUCUAGGUCGAAGUACGACCCGCUCUACCCUGAAGUCGAAGAGUUUCUCGGGUCAGCACCCGCGCCGCGCCCUUGUACGCUGGUCUGGCGGGACCUUAGCGUGCAUAUUAAGUUAAAGGGUGGGAAGCUAAAACGACUCGUCAAUAAUGUAAGCGGUAUCGCGAAGCCCGGUACAUUAGUCGCACUAAUGGGACCUAGCGGUGCUGGUAAAACCACAUUAAUGUCGGCGUUAGCACAUAGAAGCCCAGUGGGAACAGUCGUGGAUGGAGAGAUAGCAAUGAACGGUAUGCCCAUUAGCGAUUUCAUGCACAGACAGAGUGGAUACAUGCACCAAGAUGACAUCUUUGUAGAUAACUUAACUGUUAUGGAACACCUUAGUAUUAUGGCUCGUCUCCGAAUGGACCGAAGAACAUCAUCACUAGCACGGAAAAGACGAGUAAACCAACUGCUAAGACAACUCGCGUUGUAUGGAGCCAGGUAUACCAGGAUAGGAGGUUUGGAUGGCCGUAAGACCUUGUCUGGUGGAGAACGGAAGAGGCUUGCAUUUGCAACUGAGCUUUUAACAGAUCCUGGGCUUCUAUUCUGUGACGAACCAACAACAGGUCUUGAUUCCUCGUCAGCUCAAAAACUAAUGAUGUUACUCCGAGCCAGUGCAGCACAAGGCAAGACUGUCAUCUGUACUAUUCACCAGCCGUCUUCGGAGCUCGUCGCUUUAUUUGAUAGAUUGGUGUUUUUGGCUGAGGGUAGAGUUGCCUUUGCUGGUAAUGCUAACGGAGCGCUGAAUUUCUUUGAAAGUUUGGGCUACCAGUGUCCCCUUACCUACAAUCCGACGGACUAUUUCAUCAAACUGCUGGCGUUGACUCCAGGCUCAGAGUCUGCCUCCCGCCAGGCCAUCAAGCGCGUCUGCGACUGUUUCGCCGUCAGCGACGCCGCUAAAGAGUUAGACAUGGAAAUACACUUAGAAUUUCAUCUUAUGGACCAUGAUAGCAAGGAAUCAAAAGAAUGCUCGGAUGAUUUAAAAAUGCCAUUUUUCUUCACAAAAAUCAUGUGGUUGGUGUAUCGACAUUUUUUGGUCAUUGUCCGAGAUCCACGAGUGCAACUCUUGCGUAUAAUCCAGAAAUUGGCUAUAGCUUUUACAGCAGGCUUGUGCUUUCUGGGCACAGCACGUUUGACUCAAGCCGGUAUCCAAGACGUUCAAGGGGCUCUCUUCAUCAUCAUAGCAGAAAACACCUUCAGCCCAAUGUACUCUGUCCUCCACAUGUUCCCUGAGGAAUUUCCUUUAUUCCACAGAGAAUUGAAAGCUGGGUUGUACUCUACACCUAUUUAUUAUAUCGCUAGGAUGAUUGCGUUGUUCCCAGGGCUUAUAGUUGAACCAACCCUCUUCACGUUGGUGGUGUACUGGAUAGCUGGUCUCCGAAGCACGCUGUACGCCUUCAGUUUCACAGUCUUCAUUGCCAUCAUGGUGCUUAACGUGGCAAUCGCCUGUGGGUGCUUUUUCUCAUGCGCUUUUGGAUCCAUGCCCAUCGCUAUCGCCUACCUCGUACCCUUUGACUACUCUCUCAUGAUGACUUCCGGUCUUUUCGUCAAGUUGAGUUCGAUACCAAAAUACGUAUCCUGGAUCCGGCAUUUAUCCUGGUUAAUGUACUCCAAUGAAGCAAUGAGCAUUAUACAGUGGGAUGGUGUACAGAAUAUCACUUGCGCAACAGAACAAAUACCCUGCAUAAGCACAGGAGACGAAGUAUUGAACCAGUAUGACUUCCAGAUCAGCCAUCUUUGGACUGACGUCAUCGCUCUCGUUGUUUUGUACUUGGCAUUCCACCUUUUGGCACUUAUUGCUCUGCAGUAUAGAACAAGGAGAAAAUAAAACGGUUUUGUUGAUAAAUAUAAAUGUAAUGUUGUAAAUUUAUUAUAGAAAUUAAAGAAAACCGAAGGUUCAGAGUUGGAUAACACUUGUUGAUAAUGUUUAAUAGCCUCUUGGGGCGGGUACGUCCCUUUUUAAGCGGUCUAUUAACAAAUCCUGAAAAAGGGGCAAGCCUUGCUAUUAUUGGCAUCAUUUUGGGAAAAUGUUAUUGAAAUGAGAUUAAUUACGUAUUUCAGAAUAUUCAGAAAAUUUCAAUUACCUAUGAGCUUAUAAGAAACCAGGCUGGUUCCAUUUAUAUUAUUUUUUAUUUAUGUCAACAAAAUUUAAAGGUUCUUAAAAUUCUUCGGAAUUCUUAUUUCUAAACUACAAAGAAUUACUUCUGCUAAUAAACAUUUACUGCACUUUAAAACGGAUACAGCUACGCGCAUAGACAAAAGGAUGGGUACGCGAUACACGUAACCCCCCUUUUUGCAAAAUAUACCCGCAUUUUCUAUGCGUGCAUUCACUACAACGUACC
This is a messenger RNA of Hyposmocoma kahamanoa, 2506 nucleotides long. It is a transcript of the gene -w-2, whose product is annotated as protein scarlet. The transcript has 14 exons. Gene Ontology annotation, molecular function: ATP hydrolysis activity; ABC-type transporter activity; ATP binding. Gene Ontology annotation, cellular component: plasma membrane. Bases 1 to 1992 code for a protein of 663 amino acids. Lineage: Eukaryota; Metazoa; Arthropoda; Insecta; Lepidoptera; Cosmopterigidae. The record is from RefSeq and is a predicted model, not a curated record.